Geodia barretti is the source of this 618-nucleotide messenger RNA. The record is from the annotation of a GenBank genome assembly. NCBI's taxonomy places the organism in Eukaryota, Metazoa, Porifera, Demospongiae, Tetractinellida, Geodiidae.
AUGGAGUAUAUAGACCUCUAUCAGCCGCACCGCAUUGACUACCUCGCGCAUCCGGAGGAAACUGCCCGCGCCCUGGAAGACCUGAAGGCGGAAGGGAAGAUUCGGCAUGUCGGUGUGAGCAACUAUUCGCCAGAUGAGAUCCGCGCUAUCUCCGCCUAUACCCGUGUGGAGGCAUUACAGACCCUAUUUCAUCUGCUAAGCCAAGAACCGUUGGAGGUUGGUUUAGCCGCUGUCUGUUUAGAAAAGAAGAUGAACGUUCUCUGCUACAGUCCGCUUGCAGGCGGGCUUCUCACCGGAAAUAAACCGCUGCCGCACGCCUUCGAUCAGGGAUAUGGCGAUUGGCAGGAGCAGCGGGAGCAGGGUGUGGUAGCGCAGGUGAAGAUAGUCGCUGAUCGAUAUGGCGUAACGCCGGGGCAGAUCUCACUGGCGUGGCUGAUGGCACUCCCCGGCGGAGUUAUCCCACUUGUGGGCACGGGCAACCCCGACCACAUUGAAGAGGGCGCGAAAGCUGCUGACAUUGAGUUGGCUCGCGAUGAUUGGUAUGAACUGACAGUAAUUGGUCGUGGGCGUCGGAUGCGGUGGCGAGGAAGACCCUAUGUCUACCUGAAGGAUCGGUAA